UAUCUAUCUCACUUUUGCAGUCUCAGCUGCAGCAACAACAAAGAGGAGGGAACAGGGAAGGGUGGCGCUAUCAACAACACUUGGAAGACCGCGCGCUGCCUAACCAACCAUUAGUGUGCAGGUUCACCACGUGAGAAGGAGGCCUGACUGUUGCUGGUGUUCUGCCAGAGAAGAGUCUGGGAGCAAAGGAAAUUUAGAGCUGGCCGGAGGAAGGCUUUUGGUGAAGAGUUCUGGGAAGUCUUGCAAUGUAUUAGAAUUUUCAAAGAAAUUUGUGAAGAUUUUUCAUACAAAGGAACAGUUUACUAUUCUAAGAGAGCCAUCAUUUGCAAAAUAGACUAUGAGAUUACUAAGGUCUGUCGCUAAUGAUGAUCGCCAUGUUAUGGCAAAACAUGCCAGUAUCUAUCCAUCCUCUGAGGACCUGGAAGCUGUCCAGACCAUGGUUUCCACUGUUGAGUGUGCACUAAAACAAGUUUCAGAUUGGUUGGAUGGUGUAAAGAAAGCUGUGAAGUCAAGCUCAGAAGCAACUGAAGAAUCUGAGACCAAUAAGAAGGAUCAGUCUGGGAGAGUCCUGAGUGGUGUUGUAAGAAUUGGUUUGGUUGCAAAGGGUUUGCUUAUAAAGUCUGAUAUGGAUUUGGAGUUGGUCUUGAUGUGCAAGGAGAAACCCACAGAGACCUUGUUGCGUACUGUCAAAGGCAGCCUUCCUAUACAAAUAAAGAAACUUACAGAAGAACCUUAUGAAGUUGUUCAGUGUGUAGAAGAAUGUGCUGCUGCUGUUCGUACUACUAAAGAACCAUUUUUGACACUGAAAGUGAUUCUUACUUCUCCGUUAAUGAGAGAGGAUCCAGAGAAGAAGGAGGAAGUAGAAAAUGUUGAGAUGAAUGAUCCUCCGGACAUAUUGGACAGGCAGAUUUGCCUGAACGCCUUGGUGUCUCUUCGACAUGCCAAAUGGUUUCAGGCGAGGGCAAAUGGAUUAAAGUCCUGUGUAAUUAUUCUGCGUAUUCUCCGGGAUCUGUGCAACAGAGAUUCUGCAUGGCAGCCAUUAAAAGGAUGGCCCCUGGAGCUUCUCUGUGAGAAGGCCCUUGGUACAUGUAAUAGGCCGCUGGGAGCAGGUGAAGCACUGAGACGUGUGUUUGAGUGCAUUGCAUCUGGAAUUCUACUCCCUGGAGGACCGGGACUGCAGGACCCAUGUGAAAAAGAACCAACAGAUGUGCUUGCUUUCCUGACGGACCAAGAAAGAGAGGACGUUACAUUCAGUGCCCAGCAUGCACUAAGGCUGUUGGCCUUUGGACAGAUUUCCAAAGUUCUAGAUAUGGAGCCACUUCCUUACAGUAAGCCAGCUACAUCCAGCACUGAGAAAGAAGGAGUAUCAACAUCUUCGUCACCUGUGAAAAGGCCGUGUGAUAAUGAUUCCGAAGAUGAAUCUAGCAAAAAACUGAAACCAGACUGGAAAAAAAUGAUUGACAGCAAGUAUUUACAGAAGUCACAACCAGCAAAUGCUCUCAUGAGACUUAAUCAGCUCAAAUAUGGACUUCAGUACAAACUCAUUUCUCAGUCUGGUCCAGUUCACGCACCAGUUUUUGAAAUGUCUGUUGAUGUGGAUGGUACAACAUAUAAAGCCUCAGGACCUUCAAAGAAGAUAGCCAAAUUUCAUUUAGCCGUAAAGGUUUUAAAAGCUCUUGGCUGUGCAACUGAAGAAGACAAUGAAUAUUUGGAAGCAGAAGAAAAGACACAAAACAAGAGCAAGGUUGAUUCAAAAUCCAGUAAUUUGACGGUGUCUACAUCUGGCAAUAUCACUACAGUUGAGGUGAAAACUCAGGGCCCUAUCCUUACAAAUGGAGGCAAGAACCCAGUUAUGGAGCUGAAUGAAAAGAUAAGAGGGCUUCGGUAUGAUCUGGUAACUGAAACUGGAACAAGCAAUGAUAAACGUUUUGUAAUGGAGGUUGAAGUUGAUGGACACAAAUUCAGAGGAAAAGGUCCUAACAAGAAAGUAGCAAAGGCAAGUGCAGCAUUAGCAGCUCUUGAUAAAUUGUUCCCACAAAACAAAGAAAGCAACAGGAAGAAGAAAACAGUACCUCAGGGGAUUUGUCCGGAAAGAAGCAGCAAUAGAGGCAAUACGCCUCCACAAGGUACUGUUCAUUCUGGUAUUUUUAAUUCAGUCAACACCAAGGACUGGUUGAGGUCCAAACCGAAAGCUAAUUUCAAUUUUAGCUCCCAGGACAUACGAAAUGAACAACGGAACUUUAAAGAUGGCACAUAUAAAAACAAAUUGGAACAUUUAAACAAUUUAAUGUUCAAAUUUAGAUCACUGGAAAUUGAAAAUGAAUAUUUAAGUGAAUGUAUUUCCAGGAAUGUUGUGCCUAAGGGCUUACGUGUAUUUAAAUUUCCAAAUGUCUCUUAUGGUACUGAGUAUUAUAAGGAAUUAUGUGAAGUUUUCAACAAAUGUGGUUUGGAAGUGUUAAAAUUAAUCAUUAAGGAAAAUGGUAGAGUUCAAGAUGCUCUACAUAAAGAUAUAGAAACUUUAGACCAGUACAUACAUAAUGAUUUACUUUUUGGAAUUCAGGAAGAAAAAAGAAAAUAUUAUGAUAUAAGAAUUGAUAUUGACCAGAAAUGUAAUGAUAUUAUAAACAGAAAAAUAAAAAAACUGCAGAGGGACAUGAAAGAAUAUGAAAACUUGACAUGUUAUCCUAAACCCCGAGGUUUUAAUUAUCAAAACAGUUACUAUAAACUUUAUCAGGAAAGGACAGUCAGUGUUGAUUUAGACACGAACCAGGAAUUACCUGGUAACAGGGAUGGGAAUUAUUCCGAGUAUGAUAGAGAUUAUGAUUCAGCAUUCCCCCCACUAAGGAGGUCCGAAAGGCUAUUGAACAGACAGGGACCACAUAAAGUUAUAAUAGAGAAAGAACAUUUUACCUUACUUUCUAAGGGCUUGAAGUUCAUUCCUUCCUGUAAAGGUGAUAUUGCUACAAGCAUUCUAGACAUAAAAUUGUUUUUGAGAAAAGUGAAUCUCAACAUUCUCCUUCCUAGGCUACAUAAUGAACCAAGUGAUGGCCUUAAAAGAAAAAGUACCUACAAUCCCCCGCUCCACCCACAGCUUAAAAACCUGGAAAGGGUUUUGGAGGGGGCAAUUAGGAAGGACAGUAUUAGGUGUAAUAAUGAAGAGAAUAUCACUAACAAAGAGAAAGAGUUGCUAUAUGACAUGAAAUACAACACUGACAUAAGGGUUAUGAAGCCAGAUAAAGGCGGAGGCAUCAUUAUAAUGGAUAAUAUUUUGUACGAUAGCAAGAUGUAUUCACUACUAUGGGACGAAGAUAGAUAUGUUACUGCCUCCAUUAAUGAGAUCAAUAUUUCUUAUAACAAGAUUGACUUGGAUCUUUACAAUAUGUUACAAGAGGAGCUGAUAGAUCAUAAAAGUUAUAAAUUUUUGAAAGUAGACAAGCCUAGAAUCCCCACUAUUUUUGGAAUCCCAAAAAUUCACAAAAAUAAAGAGGACCCACCACUUCGUCCUAUAGUAUCAGCGGAAGGAUCCAAGACCCAAACGUUGGCAAAAUAUGUUGAUUCCAAACUAAAACCCAUAUGGAUGAAUAAAAUAUGUAUUUUAAAGGAUUCGUGGGAUUUGUUGAAAUGUUUCAAUGAAUGUCAAUGGCAAGAUAAUAUCAUAUUCAUUACAAUUGAUGUGGUGGAUCUGUUCUCCUCUAUUCCUUAUUUGGAAGGUAAAGAAAUGCUGGAGGAGAUAGUAUUUGAAUAUGACAAAAUGACACACAAUGACAAGAUAGCUAGCCUAUGGCUCACUGAUCUUAUCUUGAAGUAUAACUAUAUUUUUUUCAAAGGUUGUUUUCUUACAGGUUAUGGAUCACCAUAUGGAUACAGUCCUGCACCACCAGCUCCAGUUCCCCCAGUGUAUGGUGGUUUUUUCAUUCACAACCCCUAUUACCAGCCUCGGAGCAUCGCACCUUUAAUAAUUCACUUGGGUCCUCAAGAUUUCUUCUCUAACUUCUAGAACCAUCAGGUUGUGUGGCUCAAAACACACUUAUCGUCUUAAUGUACAGUAUGGACAGACUUGAAUUGCUUAUGGUUAUUCAGCUUUGAUACACAGGACUAUUGUAUUUUUAGCAGGCACUUAAAAUCUUAUACCCUAUGUGAAAUGGAGCAAUAUUUAGGUACAGUUUUCAUACAUCCUGUUUAUUAAAUUUAGUAGUUCUGACUUUGCAUAAGUGUAAAAAUACAUUACUGCAUUGUGCAAUAAUCUGUCUUAACUUUUGUUAAUUUUUACUGAAAGACUUGUGGCAGUUAACCACCUUGUGCUUGAAAGAACCUUGGUAUACUUUUAAACUAGGUAAAUUUAUGAAAUGCAUGCUAUGUCUUAAAAGUUUUGUUUGUAACAAUCUUGAGAGUUUUCACUUCUGCACAGUCUCACUCAAAGCCAUAUUGGCCUUUUGGAUGUAAACCUUAAGGCAAGUGUGCAAUAUUGCUGGUUUUACCUCAGUUAAAGCAGCUGUUUUACAGCUGAGCUGCAGAAUAUUGCAGUCCAGUGCAUUACAUAAAAGGAUUUUUCUUUCCUAA
Molecule: messenger RNA, 4560 nt
Organism: Protopterus annectens (West African lungfish)
Lineage: Eukaryota; Metazoa; Chordata; Ceratodontiformes; Protopteridae
Exons: 19
Coding region: 338-3997 (1219 amino acids)
Cellular component (GO): precatalytic spliceosome
Molecular function (GO): single-stranded RNA binding; double-stranded RNA binding
Source: RefSeq, a predicted model, not a curated record